AUAUUGGUUUUCAACCAGAAGAUGUUGAGGCAGUUGAAUAUUAUAAGAAAAGAAGAGAGUUUUAUGAAGCAAAAUCUUAUAGCAUUGAAAAAUUUAGAACGGGUUUAACUCGUGAAGAAUAUCCACUAGCCAUCUAUGCUAAAAAGAAAGAUUAUGAUUCUUCAUCAAUUGAUAUAGAAGCGUUAAGGAAAGAAAUCACUUUUCAGGAGUACUUAAAUCAAAAAUAUCCUAAUCAAGAAGACAAAGAAAAGUUAAAAACGCGAAUUUCUAAUAAACUCAAUGGAGGAGAGUUAAAUUUGAGUAGCGAACUAAAAUCCCCUUUAAUUAAGUUAAACAUUACUGGUUGUACCAAAUUAAAAAAACUUUGCUGUCGCGAGAAUCUUAUAGUUGAACUAGAUUUAAGCAAAAAUGAAAAGUUGAAGAUACUAGGAGACCAUUAUUGUGAUGAGGAAAGAAUUAGUCAAGGCAUUUUCAAUCGUUUUACUGGUUCUUUGGGGCCUUUGAAAAAUUUAGGUAAAUUAGAGAAUUUGGACAUUAUAAAUACAGACAUAGAUGGUGGCUUAGAAUAUUUACCAGUAAGUUUAAAAUGGGUUGGUUGUCGUGGUAAAAGACCAGGAGCUAAAGCCAAUGAACUCUAUGAUAAAGAACUUCAUGAGAAUUAUCCCGAAGGUGAAAGAGCAGAAAAACUUUUUUUAAGCAUUUAUGGAGAAAAAUUGAAAGGUGGGCUAAGACUAAAAGGUUUUACUAAACUAGAGACGUUUGGUUGUUGGGAUAACCAACUAACUAAUAUUGAUUUGAGCGAUUGUAGGAACCUCAAACACCUUAGUUGCGAAAAUAAUGAAUUAAUCAAUUUAGACUUUCUUGAGACUGUUACCAAACUAGAAAAACUAAAUAUGAAAGAUAAUAAGAAACUUUCCGGACAAACUCUAAAAAGUUUAACUUCUCUAAAAGAAUUAAGGCGUUUAGAUAUAAGUAAUUGUCCUUUAGAAGGAAGUUUGAAACCUCUAGAAAAUAGUAAAUUAGAGGAGUUGAAUAUUACUAAUACUAAUCUUACUGAAGGUUUAGAAUAUCUGCCUGAAAAAGAUAAACAAAACAAAAUGCUUUCUGAUGUCAUCCCCUUAGAAAGAUUAUUUGUAAUUAGAGGUAAUCUCAAAAGUUUUGUUAAUAGAUGGGGAAUAAAAGAAGGGCAAAAAGUAAGUGAACUAAUGGCUCGGGCUACGGCAGUUACUGGCGGAGUAUUAGCUGCUACUGUUAAUCCAAUCUUGGGUGGUAUUUUAGCAGCAGCUUCUCCGGUCGUAGAAGUAAAUAGUUUUCAUGAAUUAUUAGGUAUCUUGGCUCCUAUUGAGAUUAAGGAAUUACUGGAAGGUAAAGUAAGUCAGGCGGUUGAAAAAUUAAAUACCAUAACUGAAGAGUUUUUGGCAGCAUUUGAUAAAGACAAAAAUAAGGAAAUUAGCAUUGUUGAGGCUAUCAAAGAUUUAGAAACAGAGAUAAUUUAUUAUCGCAAACUUGCUUAUGGAACUGGUGAAGAAACUGACAAAGAAAAAGAAAUUGAUAAAACAGCAGAACAAUUAGAAUUAGAAGAAAAAAUAUUAAAACUUCAAAAUGAGAUAAAAGAUAAGGAGAAAAAAAUAGUAGAAAGUUAUAAAAAUCAAGAUGAUGAAGUUAUUAAUGAAACUCCAGUUCAAAAACUCCAAAAUGAAAUAGACGAUUUAAAAAUUAUACUAGCACUCAAGGAAGCACAAACAAAACUAAGUGAUGAAGAACCCAUAAAGUUAGAACAGCAAGUAAAAGAUUUAGAAGUUAAAUUAAAAAAAACAGAAACUAAAGAGGGGGGACAAUCAAGUAGUGAAGGUUUUGAGUUGUUAGACAAAAAAGUAGAAAGUCUAAAAAAUGAACUGAAUGAAAUAGAACAAAAAAAGAAAGAGAUCGAAAAGCAACUAAACCAAACUAGGGCUGAUCUUAAGAACCUAAAUCACUGUUGCCAAAAAGAAACUAAAAAAAACAAAGGCAAGGCUAAAGAAAUCGUUUCGGAACCAAUUAAUAAUAUUCAAGAAAACCAAGUAAAUGAUUAUGCAUUAGGACAAUCUUUUAACAAAAAAACCGAAUUUGGCACCGAAUUAUUCAGAAGUUUAAAAGACCAUUUGCUGGCAUUGCAAGAUGCUUUGAAAAGUCAAGGGCAUUAUGAUCGGAUAUUUACAACCCCAGAUGCUUUUGCUGGAAGACAAGGAAUUACCCAAGAACAGCGUGACGAAUUAAUAAAAACUCAAGGAACCAUUAAAGAGCAAGAACAAUUUACUUGGGAAGAAAUCCAAGAAAUGUUAAAAGAGGGAGAAGAUACUGAAAAUGACAAUGACAAUUUAUUAAAAGAAUUUGAAUUUAGGAUAUUAACGGGCAAAUUAUCUAUCUCACGAGGUACAGUGAAAGUUGAUUAUAUUGACGAUAGUGCCUUUUUUCACCCUAGCCAAAAUCAAGUAGAAUUUAUUAACUGUAUUGGUAGCGAGGACGAAGAUGAAAUGGAAAUUUUACCUCUUGAACUAUGA
Racocetra fulgida is the source of this 2540-nucleotide messenger RNA. NCBI's taxonomy places the organism in Eukaryota, Fungi, Glomeromycota, Glomeromycetes, Diversisporales, Gigasporaceae. The record is from the annotation of a GenBank genome assembly.